Equus quagga is the source of this 4183-nucleotide messenger RNA. It is a transcript of the gene SYT17, whose product is annotated as synaptotagmin 17. Gene Ontology annotation, cellular component: membrane. The transcript is spliced from 12 exons. Gene Ontology annotation, biological process: regulation of calcium ion-dependent exocytosis; calcium-ion regulated exocytosis; cellular response to calcium ion. Bases 2464 to 4152 code for a protein of 562 amino acids. The record is from RefSeq and is a predicted model, not a curated record. Gene Ontology annotation, molecular function: calcium-dependent phospholipid binding; syntaxin binding; clathrin binding. NCBI's taxonomy places the organism in Eukaryota, Metazoa, Chordata, Mammalia, Perissodactyla, Equidae.
CGCAGCCUUGGGGCGGUGAACUGGCGCGCGGAGGCCUCCAGGCCCAGGGCGCCCCAGCCACGCAGCCACGCAGGCAGGCGGGCGGACCCGCCCGGGGGCGCACGCUCGCUGGCGCGGAGCUCCGAGCUGGCAGUGGCGCGCACGGCGCUGGUGCGACGCUGGGUGGCGCUGCUGGGCCGCCCCACGCCAGACCUGUUGAGCCCAGGGCGCAACUCGGGCAGGUUUAGGGGGACCCGCCGCUCCGCUCUCCCCGCGCGCCCCUGCAUCCCGGCUGCAGCGCCUCCCUCGGGGCGCCCCACGCCCCACCGUAACUUAAGGCUCCCAUGCCUUUGGCCUCUGCGUUCCCCGCCGCAACAGUUCUAGGCGCGUCGGGUGGGGCGGGAGUAAAGUUUUUCCAAGCUGGUCUGGGAGAGGGCUGGAUGGGGAGGACCCUCCCAGCUCCAGACUCCAUGGCGGGCUGGACUGUGUCCCCUCGGCGUCAGGGCCGCCCAGGGGGCUCUUCUCUCGGUAGGUGCCAGCCCCGGGGCCGACCGGAUGGGCUGACCCGUGCACCGCCCCCUCCCACCCGCUUCCCCAUCCCCAUCCCCCUCCCCCGCCUCUGGCGCGCACCGGCCCCCGCGUCUCCGGCCCCGCCUGCGUCGGGGUCGCUGCAGUCCCCGCGGCUGCCCCAGGCUCCCUCCCCAGGCGCCCCGGCUUGAUUCCAGCCCGGAGAGCGCCUCGGGGGCAGCGCGGGACAGCGAGGGAGGCCGAGGCGGGGGCCCUGGGCGCCCCAGCUCUCCCACCCUGGGAGGCGGCCCCGACUCCGGGAGCCGGAACGCAGGGAAAGGCAAGGACGGGGCGGCCGGCGGAGGGGCGGGCGCCGUUCAUCAGCCACGCCAGUCACGUCUGGGGCCACCCGGCUGCCUUCUUCCUUUCCCCCUUUGCUUUCUCCCCCCUCUCCUGUUGGCGAGGGCAAAGUGGCCGUGGCGGCGCCAUGCCCGGGCCGGAGUGAGUGCGCGCGGGCGAAAAUGGCGUACAUCCAGCACUUGCUCAUGGAAGCCCCACGAGGGCAUGGCUGUUUGCUGCUCUCUUCACUCCUGGAUCAGCCAGGACAGUCCCUGGUGCCUGGUAGGUUCCAACUGGACUUGACAGACCUCCUUGUUCUCAUAAGCCACAGAAAGGGUGCAGAUAUUUUGCAGCUGGUCAGCACACCAGCAUUUUCAUAGUCAGUGUCCUAGCUUAGCCCUUCCACUAAAGAAAAGAGGUAACCGAGGCUCAGAGUGGCCCCCUGACUUGCCCAAGUUGCACGAUUGGCUGCUGGGGAGGCCGGAACUAGCGCCUGCCCGCUCAGCUCUUUGCAUGGCCCCCUGCACUUUCUUGCUCUGUGUAUGGUUUGAGUUUCCGUUUGGAAAAGUUUGUAAUCGGUGCCUGAGAUUUUGCUUCCCAAGCUGCAGUCACUCCCUUACCGCUUCAAGGACUUUGGCUUUUUCACGAGCUUUGUACCACCUGUACUGUUACUUACUUAAUAUUUUUUCUGUAAAUGGAGUCACUUUUUUUUAACUUUAAGAAAUCAUAUGAAAAGGAAAACUUUAUGUCACUACCAUAGUAGAAAACCAGGAUCACUUGAUAUAAACAGAAGGCAAUUGGAAAAAUAAACACAAUGAGAAUAAAUGCCACUUUAUUAGAUUUUAGCUGGAUGGAGCUAUCUCCAUGGCUCCGAGGGGGGGUCUGCUCUCUGUUUAAAAAGGAAGGAGGGGUAGAGAGAUUUGCAAGUGGUAGAAAGAUGUUAAAUGCAAUGGUACCAAAUGAAGACUUUCUCCUCCUUGCAAGAGAAUUGAAAAAGACCCUAACUUUCUCCCUCUAGAUUCAAAGUUCUGAGUUUGAACCCCACCUCCUUUCCUCUCUGGGACAUGUCCCAGGCUGGGAUGCGGGACCCCCUCCUAACCCACCUGGUUUACUGGGCCCACUUGGAAAGCCUUCGAGACCCUGGCCUGGAAGAGAAGGAGGGAGCCCGUGCCUUGGGAUCCUGCGAGAAGACGAUGGGGUGGGGGAUGGGGCCGAAGAAGGGAGGAAGCCCCUCCCUCCUCCCCCAGGACCAGUUAUGGCUUCCUUUUCGGCUCCCUCUAUUUGUGGGUGAUCAUAUGAAGCUCCCUACCGUCACCAUUGGAGCAGAAUUGGAAGGUAGGGCCUCCGAGAGGGUGGGGGUGCCGAGUCACAUCCCCUCUGUGCCUGCCUGUGUGUUGCUGAGCGCGUCCCUCUGGGUGGGCUUCCUGGCUGUUUCUGUAGAGGAAGGUUUGUCUUCUGAAGUGUGGCUGCGUUGGAUAGCUUGACUGUCUAUCCACCCGGGCUGAUUCAUAACAGCAUACGGUGCAAAGCAGAUCGAAAUGCUCAAGUUUCCCAUUUAUUCGGUGUUGGUUAGCCAGGAGCCUACCAGCAGCCCUGGGAAUAGCAACACCUUGCUAGGAAGUCAGCUCCCUUCCCACGAUGUUGGAACCGUUAAACAAGGGUUUUCUUUCUAGAAUCUCCGACCUGCUGCUAUGCAGGUGGACUUGCCACCGCUGCUGUCAGAAGUGCUGUGAAUCCAGCUGCUGCCAGUCGAGCGAGGAUGAAGUGGAAAUUUUGGGACCUUUUCCUGCCCAGACGCCUCCGUGGCUGAUGGCUAGCCGGAGCAGUGACAAGGACGGGGACUCCGUCCACACAGCCAGCGAAGUCCCUCUGACUCCACGGACCAGCUCCCCCGAUCGGAGAUGCUCAUCCUCGGACACAUCUAAGUCCACGCACAGCCUGACCCGGAGGAUUUCAAGUCUCGAGUCCAGACGACCCAGCUCCCCGCUCAUUGAUAUUAAACCCAUCGAGUUUGGCGUUCUCAGCGCCAAGAAGGAGCCCAUCCAGCCCUCGGUGCUCAGACGGACCUAUACCCCGGACGAUUAUUUCAGAAAGUUCGAGCCCCGGCUGUACUCCCUUGACUCCAACAGCGACGACGUGGACUUCCUGACCGAUGAGGAGAUCUUGUCCAAGUACCAGCUGGGCAUGCUGCAUUUCAGCACCCAGUACGACCUGCUGCACAACCACCUGACGGUGCGGGUCAUCGAGGCCAGGGACUUGCCGCCCCCCAUCUCCCACGACGGCUCGCGCCAGGACAUGGCGCACUCCAACCCCUACGUCAAGAUCUGCCUCCUGCCGGACCAGAAGAACUCGAAGCAGACGGGGGUCAAACGCAAGACCCAGAAGCCCGUGUUCGAGGAGCGCUACACCUUCGAGAUCCCCUUCCUUGAGGCGCAGCGGCGGACGCUGCUUCUAACCGUGGUGGAUUUUGAUAAAUUCUCACGCCACUGCGUCAUCGGGAAGGUGUCUGUGCCUCUGUGCGAGGUGGACCUGGUCAAGGGCGGCCACUGGUGGAAGGCGCUGAUCCCUAGUUCUCAGAAUGAAGUAGAGCUGGGGGAGCUGCUUCUGUCACUGAAUUAUCUCCCGAGUGCCGGGAGACUCAAUGUUGAUGUCAUUCGAGCCAAGCAACUUCUUCAGACAGAUGUGAGCCAAGGGUCAGACCCCUUUGUGAAAAUCCAACUGGUUCAUGGACUCAAGCUUGUGAAAACCAAGAAGACAUCCUUCUUAAGAGGCACAAUUGAUCCUUUCUACAAUGAGUCCUUCAGCUUCAAAGUUCCCCAAGAAGAACUGGAAAAUGCCAGCCUCGUGUUUACAGCCGUGCCAGAGCUGCCCCGGGCUUCCCUGUGCCCACUCUUCUGGAUGGAGUUCCAAGGCCACUGCUAUAGAUUUUUCCCUCUCAAUAAGACCUGGGCCGAGGCUGACUUCCACUGUUCUGAGUUCUCCAUCGGCAGGAAGUCCGCCAAGCUGGCCUCCAUUCACAGCUGGGAGGAGAAUGUCUUUGUGUACGACCUCGUGAACAGCUGUGUGCCUGGCAUCCCGGCCGACAUCUGGAUAGGGCUCCACGAUCACAGGCAGGAAGGGCAGUUUGAAUGGACCGACGGCUCGUCCCAUGACUACAGCUACUGGGAUGGGAGCCAGCCGGAUGACGGCGUCUACGCAGAGCCAGAAGAGGAGGACUGCGUGCAGAUAUGGUACCGGCCCACCAGCGCUCCGCGGUCAUGGAACGAUAACUCCUGCGGCCGAAAGUUCCCGUUUGUCUGCAAGAUCGCCUCGCUGACCAUUCACUGAUCCGGUCUUGCCCCCUGGGAGCGAGCCCCAC